UACGGUUGACGAACAACAACAAGUCGGAACGGCAAGACAAGAGCGCAGGGCCUUGAAAUUAAAUAAAUAAAUACAUAGAAUGUAAAUAAAUUAAGUAAACGUUCUAAGCUAAUUAAAUAAAAAAUGUGCACGCAACGGGAUUUAAAGUACAUAUGGCAAAAUUUUCCUUAGAACGAAAUCUUUUUUUAAUAAAAUGAUAUUUUUUCUCGCGAUAUAUAAUAAAAUCUAUUACCAAUCAUUCGUUAUAUGGCAUAAAAGCAAACCUACGAAGUAGAAAAUAUUCGUAAACUUCUUAGAACUAACUCAGUUGAAACACAUCUUUAACCCGAACAACAAUCUAACAUAACGCUAUCUGGCAACAAAAAAAAAAUGGUUAACUAAUCAAAAGUUUAAUGAUCAAGUGUGAUCUAGAUUCCAACAGAGUAAACGAACUGUAACAGGUGUUAAAAAGAAACCCCUAAAGUAGUAUUUUUCAACUGCGAAAAAUUAUUACAAAAUUUCAAUUUGUGAAAUUCAACUCGACGCACCUGUAAGAAAAUUGUUGUUCCUCCGCUCGAAAUAUUCAAAGUGCCGCUGUGUUAGAUGUUCUGUGACUUCAGGGUUUCAAUUAUAGCUUCGAGAUUUACUUUGUUGCCCGUAACGUGAGCUGUUUGCAAACCUUGCGAUAAUUAGAUCGGUGGCAAUCCAUCAACGAUGAUGGAUCCAGAGAACCAAUACCCUCAAUACGGGGAAGUUAAUCAGUUGGGCGGGGUGUUUGUUAAUGGACGGCCGCUGCCAACUAAAACACGAGAGCGCAUCGUCGAUUUGGCUCGCUUGGGUAUACGACCUUGUGACAUUAGUCGUCAGUUGCGGGUCAGUCAUGGCUGCGUAUCAAAAAUUUUGGCCCGCUUUCACGAAACCGGCUCAAUUAUGCCAGGUGCCAUAGGAGGUUCAAAGCCGCGUGUAACCACACCGAAAGUAGUGAACUAUAUACGGGAGUUGAAACAGCGCGAUCCCGGCAUUUUCGCCUGGGAAAUACGUGAUCGUUUGUUAAGCGAGGGUAUUUGUGAUAAAACUAACGUACCCAGCGUUAGCUCCAUUUCACGAAUUUUACGCAAUAAACUGGGCGCAAUUAGUCACCACCAUCAUCAUCAUCACAAUAGCGGCGGUGUGGUAGUUUCGCCCGCUUCAAAUUCAAACAGUUCUCUGCAGCAAACGCAUGCGCAUGCUCAUGCGCAUGCUCAUCAUCAUCACCACCAUACAGCGACGCAUGCAGCAGGUUUGGCCGCAGCUAGCGCCCAUCAUAGUCAUGCAGCAGUCGCUGCUGCGGCUCAUGCUCAUCAUUCUCAUCUCUAUUAUCAGCCUUAUGGCGCUUACAAUAUGAAAUCGGCUGUAGCAUGUGGCAGUCCAUCACCACCCCAUCAAGUUGGAAAUUCACAAGCGCACCAAUUUCGAUCUGCUGCUGCAGCAGCGGCUGCUUGUUGGCCAUCUUCGCAUACGGUUAGCGAUAUUUUGGCACAUCAUCAAGCAGUUGCUCUACGAGCCAGUUGCCAAGUUGGUAACGCUGUAGGAGUUCCCAUGUCACCCUCACCGAUCAGUGCAACUGGCAGCACCUCAACUCAACAAUUACUUGAUUGCGAAGCCGCCACCAGUCCGGUAGCUGCGGUAGCUCAGCAUCAAGUCGCUGCCACUCAAGUAGCAGUCGCAGCAGCUGCCGCUUCACAGCAACCCUAUAACUAUUACAUGUAUUUUCAAAAUGGCGGUAUGCACCACCAUCACCAUCACCACCCGGUCGGUGCUACAAGCUUAUGAGAAUGGCGAUAAGC
Molecule: messenger RNA, 1805 nt
Organism: Glossina fuscipes
Lineage: Eukaryota; Metazoa; Arthropoda; Insecta; Diptera; Glossinidae
Gene: Poxm
Product: paired box pox-meso protein
Exons: 2
Coding region: 694-1791 (365 amino acids)
Biological process (GO): regulation of transcription by RNA polymerase II; anatomical structure development
Molecular function (GO): RNA polymerase II cis-regulatory region sequence-specific DNA binding; DNA-binding transcription factor activity, RNA polymerase II-specific
Source: RefSeq, a predicted model, not a curated record